Trichobilharzia regenti is the source of this 3058-nucleotide messenger RNA. Lineage: Eukaryota; Metazoa; Platyhelminthes; Trematoda; Strigeidida; Schistosomatidae. The record is from the annotation of a GenBank genome assembly.
AGAAAAUAUUGAGUGGGCGUUAUGUCUACAAUAAGUUGAACCAUUUUGCAAAGGUGUGGCAUUCAUUGCUUGUUCUGUUUUUACGACGUGAGCUCAGUGAUGGGUUUUAUAGCAAAUAAUGGUCUCACGGGCAGUCUCUUUUGGACUGUCCUUAUCACAUGUCUUGGAUCAUCAUUUCUUAUUGGUUAUAACCUUGGAGUGCUAAAUCUGCCGAGAAGAAAUAUUGAGGCAUACUUCAAUGAAACAGUUGUUCCAAACACACCAGAAUUGGAUUCCAACUUCUUCUAUACGCAUACCAGUACAAUUUUUGUCGUUGCUGCUGCAAUAGGCGCGUUCAGCUGUGGUUGGGUAGCUGAUGGCUUUGGUCGACGUAAUGGUUUAAUUCUCAAUAACAUAAUUGGUAUUAUUGGUGGAGUUAUUGUUGGUCCAUGUGUUCUUGUCAAACAACCUGUUCUCCUAUUCGUCGGUCGUUUUGUUAUCGGUAUCAAUAGUGGGAUAACAAUCGGUAUUGCCUCACUUUAUCUAACUGAAGUUGCUCCACGUGAUUUACGCGGUGGAAUUGGAGCUUGUCAUCAGUUGGCUGUAACCAUUGGAAUCGCCUUCUCUUAUUUCAUUACAUUUUCAUUUCUGCUUAACACUGAAAAUCUAUGGCCUCUUGCUGUUGCUUUAGGAGCACUUCCAGCUGCGACAUCCUUGGUAACAUUACCAUUUUGUCCUGAAAGUCCAAGAUUCUUAUACAUGAAACGUAAUAAUGAAUCAGCAGCACGUAAAGCUUUCCUAAGAUUGAAUACUAAAGAAAAUGUUGAUACAUUUAUUGGUGAACUUCGUGAAGAAUUAGAAGUUGCAAAAAAUCAACCUGUUUUCAAGUUUACUCAACUUUUCACGCAAAGAGAUCUACGCAUGCCUGUACUUAUUGCUUGCCUUAUUCAAGUCUUGCAACAAUUAUCUGGAAUUAAUGCGGUUAUUGCUUAUUCCUCGCUUAUGUUGGAAUUGGCUGGUAUUAAUGAUGAUUACUUACAAUACUGUGUCUUCGCUAUCGGUGUGUUAAACGUUAUUGUGACGGUUAUUUCUCUACCGCUGUUGGAACGUGCUGGACGUCGAACACUACUGUUAUGGCCAACAGUAUCACUGGCCUUAUCGUUAUUACUUCUUACAAUCUUUGUCAAUUUAGCAGUUUCAGGUCCUGAACAGUAUAGAACUGCUAUGGGAAUUGUAUCGUGUGUUUUGAUCUUGGUAUACAUCUGUAGUUUUGCGCUUGGUUUGGGUCCAGUUCCUGCACUUAUUGUAUCAGAAAUCUUCAGACAAGGUCCUAGAGCAGCUGCUUAUUCGCUUAGCCAGUCUAUUCAAUGGUUGUCGAAUUUGAUUGUUCUGUGCAGUUAUACCGUUAUACAAAGAAAAAUUGGCGGCUAUUCAUUUCUCCCAUUUCUUGUCAUCGUUGUCAUCUGUUGGAUAUUCUUCUUUCUGUUUAUGCCUGAAACUAAAAAUCGUACAUUUGAUGAAGUCGCUCGUGAUCUUGCCUUUGGUAAUAUUGUCGCCUUCAAACGUACUACAGCCCUGGAGGAUCGUAAUUUGACCAUCUUUACUAAACAAGGCAAUACUGCCUCGAAUGCGGAUGGACCAGCUUCUGAAUCUCUUCUCUAUUCAAGAAAUACCAAUAAUAAUGAUAAGGGUACAUAUGCGUAAAAUAAACAUCAUUGCUUUUGUCUAUCACUCUCUCUUUCUCUCUUCUGAUUGAUUAUAUAGGGAACUACUAUACGAAUCUCUCUCCCCUUAAGCAGAUAUAUACAUAUAUAUAUAUCCUUAUGUGUUUGUGUAUAAUUUUAUGCUAGUAUGUAUGUAUGUAUGCAUGUUUGACAGCUGCUUGGAAUCCUUCUUUUUGGAUGUAUUGCUUGUGCGCUCACAUAUGUAUAUGUGCACAGUAUGUGUGCUUCUCUGUAUGUGUGUGUGUGCUUUUCAUCGCUCGCUCAUUAUUGGUACUCGCGUGAAAUUUCGUCAGGAGGUUUCUUUCACCUUUUCGUUUUGGGUAUUUAUUGUAUAAUCAAUCACACAUACGUAUAUAAACACACUUAUUUUGUUUUUAUCAAACUUAACACUGUGUUGUUAUGAUCACUUAUUUUCGCUUAUUUGUUGUAUUUCGCUUCAAUAAAUUGUUUGUUGUUUAUUUUUCGCCAAUUCAUGCCUACAUAUAUGAUAUUAUUAAUAGUGGUACUCAUUUUUCCAUUGUAAUUCUAUACAACAGGAGUUUCAAGAUCAAAGGAUGUUGUUUCACCUAACCCUGAAUAAAAAGAAGGGGUAUUAGGGGUAUAUAAACAACAUUGUUACUUGAGAAAAAUAGGAUAGAAGAGAAUAAAUAUCAUCGUCAAGUCAAUUUUGGAUGAGAUGACGAUGGGAAAUUGAUCUCCCCCUUAUAUAAUAAAUCGUCCAUCAACGCCCUUCCCGCCCGCCAACUCUCCUUCCUACCCUCCUCUUCUCACAUUCUCUUCAUGUCUGUGCAAUCUUUCUUUACCAAUUUUACAUUGUUUUUUUUAUUAAAUUUUAUCCUAUCCGGUUUAGUUUUUAAAACAAAUUCAUUAGAGACUAUUUCGUCUGUUUCAUUCUUACUUUUAGUUUGUUUUAUCUUGUCUUGUUUAAUUGAUUUCAUUGUUGAAACCCCCUGUGAUGACGUUUCAACUUGCGUAAAAAGCAUGUUUUUUAAGUCCCACCCCCUUCCCCCCAUGACCCAAUGCAAACAAUUAGAACAGUUAAGCAGUUGUUAAUUGAUUUAUUUCUUUUUGUCUGUCUCUAUUCUAAUCUGUCGCUAUAUAUGUGUGUGCAACAAAUGUUCUUGAUUUUUUUUGUUUUGUUUUUUAUUUACCCACACCCCGAAUUCACCACCCAACCACCCCCAAUUUCACACAAACACAUACAUACUAAUGCUUAUGUCAUUAAUGCCAGAUUCGUAAAGUAUAAAAUCUUUUUUUCAUCAUAUAUAGUAUUGUGUAUUCUUGUUAAAUUCAUGUUGUCUCAGUCUUUACGGUUAUGAUAACAACUGGGAUCUCUAGGAGGUGAAGAUUAGGCG